AUGGAUGUACUUUUUGAAGAAGGUGCGGACGUAGUAUAUGAAGACACUAAAUAUUUUUAUCUAGCAAAUGCCCGAAACCAUUACCAAAAACACGCGUCCAAAGUCCGUUGGUCAGACGGGGACAGGAUCAUUGAUAUAGGCAGCGGAGACGGAGGGUUAACAAAUGUAUUGAAAAGUUUUAUAUCCGCCAACUAUAAAGAACUCAUUGGCUGUGAUGCCAGUGAAGAGCUGAUAGAUAUAGCGAACGAUAAAUACUGUGAUAAUAGAACUAAAUUUGUGUUGCUUAAUAUUGGAGAUGAGUUGCCUGAGAAAAUGAAAGGUAGAUUUAAUCGUGUAACUUCUUGUCACGCUUUGAAUUGGAUUAUUAAUCAAAGGCAAACGUUACAAAAUAUUUACGAUUUAUUAGCUGAAGACGGUGACUGUCUGCUCAUGUUUAUUGCAAAAAGCGCCUUGUACGAAGCCUAUAUCGCGAUAGCUAAAACGCAGAAAUGGCAGCCAUGGGUGAAAGCGAAUAUACAAUAUGUUACUCAAUAUCAAAAUUCUCAGGACCCGGUUAGUGAAGUAAGAAAACUAAUAGAUGGAGUAGGAUUCAAAACAGUCUCCGUUGAUUGCGAAGAGUUGUCAUACGUAUUUAAGAGUUUGGAAUACUUCUUGAGGUCUGAAGAAGCUGAUAAUCCAUAUAAAAUUCCCGAUGGACCACUUUUAAAAGAAUUUAUGCGUGAAUUAGAGAAUUUUUUAAUACGUAGGAAUCUACUGCCAGCGUUCAAUAAUACAGAUUUGAUCAACUACGUAGUUAGUAGAAUAGUUAUUUAUGUUAGUAAAUAAACUGAGAAUGUUUUUUAAUUGUUACUUAACUUUUUUCUUUACACAUCUCUGUACAUUUAUUAGUUUCAAAUUCAGAAACGUCUUUUUUCUUAGAUAAGCAAAUUCCACGUGAAAUCGUCACAUUAAUUAAGCACGCCUACUCAUUCACAAGGCAGAUUCCACUAAGAAGAUUGAGUAAUAAAUUCUAGGGACUGCUCUUUGUAAAAAUACAUUAGCUCAUAUUUGUCAUUUACGACAUUUAUUUAGGAUAUCAGAUAGAAACAGCAUGAAAGUGC
Hyposmocoma kahamanoa is the source of this 1100-nucleotide messenger RNA. Its product is annotated as juvenile hormone acid O-methyltransferase-like. Bases 1 to 825 code for a protein of 274 amino acids. NCBI's taxonomy places the organism in Eukaryota, Metazoa, Arthropoda, Insecta, Lepidoptera, Cosmopterigidae. The record is from RefSeq and is a predicted model, not a curated record. The transcript is spliced from 4 exons.